AUGGUUGCAGAACCUGUCCUGGCAACUGUACAGGUAUUAAAUAGAGUAAUCAAUGACACCACUACGUUCAUAAAUAAACAACAGGAGAAAUUACAACAUUCGGAUCUGUUGAAUAAAAUUUUUCACCGUGAGUCAACCUUUGAUCCGCCACCACGACCUCCAUCACAAAUUAAAUCCCUUUUCGACCGUAUAACGAAUAACAUUUGUAAACACAAACUUACAUAUGCAUCGGUAAUAGGUAUAGGUUUAGGCUAUAUCCUUUUUCAACGAGUCUCUGCUGCUGAUCCCAGACGAGUUAAUCGAAGGGUUCCCAAACUACCAAAUGGUGCACGAACAGAUGCUGUUUUUCUCAUAGGGUCAUUCACUGAUCAUUUGACGAGAGUACUCGCAUACGAUUUAGAAAAGAGAGGGUUCACUGUAUUUUGUUCCAUUUUGGACUCAAAUGAUGUUAAAUACAUCCAAUCAAAUAAAGUCGGCGAUGACAUACAAUUUUUGGAUUUUACUCUGCAACCCAUUGAAAAUGCCGUGGGUGAACUUAAUGAUAUAUUGAAGACUGCUGUAGUACCAUUUACUGGAGCUGAAUCACAUCACCUCAAUUUGAAAGCAGUCGUCUUUGCACCUAGUUGGCAUUUCCCCGUGGGUCCAAUUGAAAAUAUGAGCAUCAGCACAUGGAAGAAAUUGAAUUCUAGAAUACAAAUGGUGAUGGAAGUGCUCAUUUGUGGGUUGCUACAAAUAGCAAGAAAUCAGAAAUCCAAAUUUAUUCUACUAAAUUCUGGCAUAAGCUCGUUGGAUUUCCCGUAUCAUGCACCAGAGUCUAUUUUUCAAAACGAAAUGAGUCAUUUGUUCACCAUCUUGGGUCGAGAAUUGCAGCAAUAUGGAAUGUCAGUUACUCAAAUCAAAUUGGGCAAUUUAAGAAUCUCAAAUCAAAAGAUCAACUCCAGUACCAGAGUUGAAAGCUUGGUGAACACCGAAACAAGAGCUUGGACAUCGGAAAUAAGGGAUUUGUAUGCUACCGACUUCUCAAAAAUACAAUACAAGAGUAACGCUAUAAGAGGAAGUGGUGGUAAAGGCACUCAGAUAAAGGAGUUGUUUCAUUUGAUUUUUGAUGUGAUUUAUGCAGAGCGGAGUCCGACCAUAGCUUUUUGUGGUAAAGGAGCCCGAUUUUACUACUGGCUAGCAAGACUUUUACCCACAUCUUGGCUUGGAUGGUAUUUGGUAUGGUGA
Lodderomyces orthopsilosis Co 90-125 is the source of this 1224-nucleotide messenger RNA. RefSeq lists its product as uncharacterized. The record is from RefSeq and is a predicted model, not a curated record. Lineage: Eukaryota; Fungi; Ascomycota; Pichiomycetes; Serinales; Debaryomycetaceae. Bases 1 to 1224 code for a protein of 407 amino acids. The transcript has a single exon.